This is a messenger RNA of Hyphopichia burtonii NRRL Y-1933, 2503 nucleotides long. RefSeq names its product SCF ubiquitin ligase complex subunit. The record is from RefSeq and is a predicted model, not a curated record. Gene Ontology annotation, cellular component: SCF ubiquitin ligase complex. The coding region runs from base 372 to 2468 and encodes 698 amino acids. NCBI's taxonomy places the organism in Eukaryota, Fungi, Ascomycota, Pichiomycetes, Serinales, Debaryomycetaceae. The transcript has a single exon. Gene Ontology annotation, biological process: SCF-dependent proteasomal ubiquitin-dependent protein catabolic process. Gene Ontology annotation, molecular function: protein binding.
GAGUUCACAACAGCAAAUUAUGUGAGUAAAAUAAGUCUAAUAUUGGACAAUUCAAUGGUUAGAAUUGUUUUUCGAAAAAAGACUGCAAAAAUUGUGUUUGAAAAGCAACCGUUGCAACGAAAGUAGCAUUAUUUUGCUUUUUUAGAUUUCCCCAAAUUAGGGUGUACGGGUCCGGUGAACGGAAAAAAAUAUUACUCAUAGAUAGACCGGUUGAUCUAACUCCAUCGCUUCAAGAGAUAUUUGAACUCAAAAACGAAGUCAAAGCUUUGUGGGGGUUCAUAUUCACACCAAGACAGUCGUUAGAGUGGUGGAAGAGCAUUGAAGAAGUAUCUCCAGUCGACAAGUUUGCUUAAAAGGUGAGAAUAUAGAGCAUGCCAGACCAUCCAAACAAGACAUUUUCAAACCACGUUUCGGUGGAACCCUCGAUAACUACUGAUUUCUUGGGAAAUACCAUUACUGAUACGAUAAAUAGGUAUGAAGGACCAUCUGCUAUUUCCAAUGAGUCGGUGGAAGAAGAUAUAGUGAGAGCUUCGGUUAACGAUUUGCCACUAGAAGUUUUGGUGCAAAUUUUUGCAAAUCUUGAUCCAAGUCAACUAAGUUCACUUAGAUUAGUUUGUAAGCAUUGGAACCGAGCUGUGCUGGAUAGAACUACAUGGUCAAAGUCAUUUACUACCAAGUUUGGGACUGGGUCCCAAUUUGCCUCCGUAUCAGGCUCUAGACAGUGGAUUAUCGAGUAUUUCAAUAGAAUGAAAGUCUUAAAAAAAUGGAAUAAAGGAACGGGGAUUCACCGGACUUAUCAAUUGAUAACCAAUAGUGGGGUUUAUGACCACAUUGGUAACUUAUUGACCAAUUUUGAUCAAAACCGUUUGAUGGCCAUGUCGUUAGGUAGUGGAGGUAUCAUAAUAACCAAUCUUAAUGAUGGUAAAAAUCAAAUUUUCAUACCUGGAAAUGAGCUAAUUUUUCGAUUGAAGAAAGUUGUCAUGAAUUGGAAUUAUCUUUUGAUGGUGAAUGACGAUAAUGAAAUUUUUUUGAAAAACUUAAAUACUUCAACUAGUUCAGGGUCAACCAGGAUAUCCACUUUACAAUUGCUUGAUCCCGAAGACGAAAGAGAAGGAAUAAAUCCAAGAUUGGAUGAAAUAACGUCAGUUGAAAUCAAAAAGAUCAAUGAUAAGCAUAAAGAGGCUGUUGAUAUCAUAACUUCAUCAAGAUCAGGGAUCUUAAAAUUUUGGACUAUUGGAGGUAAGCUAAUCAAGAGGCUAGCGUUGCCCGAAGGUAUUCAUCAAAUAAAGUCCGACUUCAAGAAAUCGAUUAUUGUAGUGGGUCUUACCAAAGUUUUCAUUUUGAAUUUUUACACAUUAGAAAUGAUUGAAAUCGAUAUCAGGAUACCAGCGAAUUACGUGGAACGAUGUAAACUUGAUCUUGACUACGGAGGCUCCAAUAUAAUAAUGUGGUGUGAGAAUUUAAUUGAAGUGAUAAAUUAUCAAAAUCCAAAGGAGCCAAAGUCUAAAAGUCUAAAAAUCUCAAAUGAAGAUGGAUAUAUAGUAGAUGGUAAAUUACAAACGUGUCUGGAUUACCGAUUGAACAACUACGAUGAUACAGUGGUUGGAGGAGAUGCACUUUAUUAUGGGAUAAUAUUAUCUAGUAAUAAGGUGAUAAUAUGGAAUAUUCGAGAUUCAAAUUCAAGAAUACAAGUUCAGACUGUUGUCGAGCCAAUAUUUAGUAAAUAUCAUCCUCAAGUCACCGUACCGGAGGGUGAAACUGACUGCUAUGUCAAAGAAAUCGCAUUCAAUAGCAGUGUCUUAUUAAUUUCUGGCUAUAACGGGUUCACUAAUUUAUACAAUGUCCAUACAGGAGAGUACUUACGAGAGGUUUCAGUCAAGUUUCCGAAAAAAUUUAACCAUUUCAAUAACAUAGCUGCCAGCACGGGAUCAAUUCGACUAAGUGAAGACGAAAAACUAACCUGUGGGGUAAUUGUGUGUUUGGAUAUAGUUCAGUAUUUUGAAUUCGGAGAACAAGAAAAGUCAUCAUCCAACGUCAAGAGAAGAGUCAACGUUGGGCCUCAAUGGCUGAAUAAGCAAUUGGUAUACCAAAGCAUCAAAGAUCAAAUGGAUGAUUUUGAUCGCGAUGAACAUGGCAAGAGAAAAGAAGCAUUAUUGGUAGAUAAAUAUAACGGAAUCAAAUACGAUAACGAAGAUGACGAAUUGAGCGUGGCGCUAGCAAUGAGUGAGAGUUUUAAACCUAACAAGCCAACACAAUUGGAUGAAGAGGAGCAAUUGAGGUUAGUGCUUGAGAUGUCAAAACAAGAAGAAGAACGGAAAAAACAAUUACAACGAGAUCAAUGGAAUCUCGAUGAUCUAAUCGAUGCUGAAGGGUCCUCAUCGUCGAAACACACUCCUCCCCCGGACAAUCCCGAUGACGAGGAAGAGCAGCUAAGAAGGAUCAUCGAAUUGUCUCUAAUAGACCAAUAGAAUAUUAUAAAUAAUCAAAAUGGACAUCUAUGUCC